AUGAGGCUGCUUCACACUAUUGCCUGUGUGGCUGUCUGCUGCAGCCCAGCGUUCGCGGUACGGGAGCGGUCGGAACACAAGCAUGGUGGGCGUUUGGCAGCAGAAGAAACCCUCCUGCAAGCGGAGUCCACAGAGAAGUCUCUUUUCCGCGAACCGGAAUUCAACGUUGUGUUGAAAAAUCGUUACCAAGAAACCGGCCUUAAAGAGUUUAUAUCUCGUCUUCUCGAACACCAUGGAGCACUGGCGACCGGAAAACACGAUGUCGCCCAAAAGGCCCACCAGGAGCUACUCAACUUCCAUAACAGUCAGUACUUCGGAGAAAUUCAAGUUGGAACGCCUCCUGUGCCGUUUGUUGUGGUAUUUGAUACCGGAUCCUCAAACCUCUGGAUACCGGCAUCUGAAUGCAAACGCGGUUGUAUGCCGCAUACCCGCUUUGACCCCAAAACUUCCUCCACUUACCUCCCGAUAAACGCGGGUGCUGGUGAGCCAGCGAUCGCGUUCAUCCAGUAUGGGACAGGUGCAUGUGUUCUUCGGAUGGCGAAAGACACGGUGUUCAUCGGAGGAAUAACAGUGCAAAAUCAAACUCUUGGCUUAGCCCUUCAAGAGUCCACGCAUCCGUUCGCUGAUCUACCGUUCGACGGCCUUGUUGGCCUCGGUUUUCCUGAUGUCACAGGAGAAGAAGGACUGCCGGCGGACGCUCUCCCCCUCGUCGACUUAAUGAUGAAGCAAAAACUGCUUAAAAGGAAUGUGUUCGCCGUGUAUAUGAGUGAACAAUUGAAUCAGCCUGGGGAGAUCACGUUCGGUUCCGUAAACCCUCGAUAUACGUUCGAAGGUCACAAGCCUCAGUGGUUCCCCGUGAUAUCUUUGGAUUACUGGGAAGUUGGAAUUCACGGUCUUCGCCUCAACGGCAAGUCUCUACGCAUCUGCGAACGCAAGCGGUGCAAAGCCGCUGUCGACACCGGUUCGAGUUUGAUCACCGGACCCUCUGAAGUCAUCAACCCUCUCCUACAAUCGCUAAACGUGGCUGAAGACUGUUCGAACAAAGAUAGCCUCCCAACGGUCACUUUUGUUCUGGAGGACACUGAUGGACGCCUCGUUAAGUUCCCACUAAAACCAUCUGACUAUCUCGUCGAGGAAAUCAACUCCCAAGGAAAAUCGGUCACUUGUGCUGCUGGCUUCAUACCAAUGGAUGUUCCUGCUCCUCGUGGUCCUCUCUUCGUUCUUGGGAAUUCGUUUAUAAGGAAAUACUACACCAUUUUUGAUCGGGAUCAUAUGAUGGUUGGAUUCAUGAGAGCCAACCACGACGGGAGCGGCCCAUCACUGAAGGAGUCAUCCGCGAACUCAGACAGCCUUUUCUGGGCAACAGUGCUCGGCAUUAUGGGUUUCUGUGCCAGAGCUACUGCAUGA
This is a messenger RNA of Neospora caninum, 1407 nucleotides long. RefSeq names its product Pepsinogen A1, related. Gene Ontology annotation, molecular function: aspartic-type endopeptidase activity. Bases 1 to 1407 code for a protein of 468 amino acids. Gene Ontology annotation, biological process: proteolysis. The record is from RefSeq and is a predicted model, not a curated record. The transcript has 18 exons. NCBI's taxonomy places the organism in Eukaryota, Apicomplexa, Conoidasida, Eucoccidiorida, Sarcocystidae.